Saccharomycodes ludwigii is the source of this 1344-nucleotide messenger RNA. RefSeq lists its product as uncharacterized. The coding region runs from base 1 to 1344 and encodes 447 amino acids. The transcript has a single exon. Gene Ontology annotation, molecular function: hydrolase activity, acting on ester bonds. NCBI's taxonomy places the organism in Eukaryota, Fungi, Ascomycota, Saccharomycetes, Saccharomycodales, Saccharomycodaceae. The record is from RefSeq and is a predicted model, not a curated record. Gene Ontology annotation, biological process: lipid metabolic process.
AUGCUUGAAAGACUAUAUUAUGGAAUACUAUUCGUAACCUUUUCCAUAAUUCGCAAGCCAAUAAUAUUUUUAAUCAAUAUUUUGAAAUUGUUUUUAGAUGAAAUUACUUUGGAAGGCUAUAAAAACAGUAAACUUGGCAGUAGAUACAAAUAUUCAGAUCCAUUAAUAGAAAAAAUAGCCAAAGCUAAAGAUAUUACUGACUUGUGCUAUCUUCAUGGAUACUAUGUCCACGAACAUGUGGUCAAAACAAAGGAUGGCUAUUUACUAACCAUCCACAGGAUAACCAAGACAACUAAUGUUAAUAACAUUGAUGGUGAUAGCCGUAAGACCAAACCUGUCGUAUAUUUCCAUCAUGGUUUAUUAACCAACAGUGAGCUAUUCGUUUCUGGUGAUACCAAGGAAAAGUGUCUACCGCUUUUAUUAGUGGACUUGGGGUAUGAUGUAUGGUUAGGCAACAACAGGGGUAACAGUUACAGCAGAAAACAUAUUAAUUAUGAAGUUAAUGAACAAAAGUUUUGGGACUUUUCACUUGAUGAAUAUGCCAUAUUUGAUAUACCAGAUACCAUAGACUACAUACUGGAGUUAACCUACCAAGAAAAAAUCAUAUAUAUUGGCUUUAGCCAAGGUGCUUCACAAGGAUUUGCCUCAUUAUCUAUCAAUCCUAACUUAAGCAAAAAAUUCAAAAUUUUCAUUGGGUUAUCGCCAGCCAUGAUUCCCAAAAAUUUAAAUCAUCCUAUAGCAAACUAUGUAAUACAUUGCUCACAUAUUUUGUUAUACACUUUUUUCGGCAAAAAAUCAUUAAUGCCUAGCGUUUUGUUUUGGCAGAAAAUGUUAAGUCCGGUAACUUUUAUGAGAGUAGUUGAUAAAUGUCUAGUACUACUAUUUAAUUGGACGCAUGGAAAUAUAUCCAUCCGCCAAAAAGAAGCAGGGUAUCCUCACAUGUUUUCACCAACAAGUGUUAAAACUUUGGUUCAUUGGUUUCAAAUUAUCAAAAGGAAAAGGUUUCAGAUGUUUGAAGAAAAUCCAAGUUUGUUAGCAGAAUUUAUUACAAAAGAUGAGGAACGAGAAUAUGCCUAUAGUAAUUACCCAUUAGAAACUAAUUCUAUAUCUAAGGGAUGUAUAUUUCCCGUGCAAACGAUUAGGGAUUUACCAAUGUUUUUAGUUUAUGGUACUUCAGAUAUCUUAAUAGAUAUGGAUAGGACCAUGGAAAAUCUAAAAAAUAACAAUUCAUUGGUUGAUUUCAUAAGUAUAGAUGGUUAUGAGCAUAUGGAUACAUUAUGGGCUUCAGAUGUUAAAGAGACUUGUUUUGAUCCAAUAAUUGAUAGAUUAAAAAAACUUGAAUGA